Molecule: messenger RNA, 167 nt
Organism: Racocetra fulgida
Lineage: Eukaryota; Fungi; Glomeromycota; Glomeromycetes; Diversisporales; Gigasporaceae
Source: the annotation of a GenBank genome assembly
GGGCGAUGGUAGGUGUUUUAUCUAGUAACAAAGAACUUGAAUUUGGGACUAAUUUUGAACUAGCUAAAUUUGAAGUUGAUGAUUCUGAACUGGGUAAGUUUGGUAAACUGGGUGGUAAAAAAAAGGUAGUUGUUCGAAUAACAGAUGGACUGACAAUAAAAUAUUGA